Molecule: messenger RNA, 1227 nt
Organism: Effrenium voratum
Lineage: Eukaryota; Dinophyceae; Suessiales; Symbiodiniaceae
Source: the annotation of a GenBank genome assembly
AUGCCGUGGCCACAUGAACUCUUCAGCGCAGUCUACAAGCAUUUCCCCAAGGAGUGGAUCGCCCGCAUCCGCGGCGUAGCUGACCUCGGCGAUUUCUGGCGACGAAAGAGCUACCAGCAGUCUGCUGACAUCUACUCCUUCUGCAGCCUUGUGGCCCAGGGAUCCACCAAGGAAACCAACUUCAUUGUGGCCAUGCUCUUCGCCCGAUCGCAGGUCUGGCCUGAUGUUGAUGACAGAGGGCGUCCUCACGAAGCUGGCACCACCGCAGCGCGCCUCGCAGGCAGCCCGCUGGCAGACGGCUACCGCGGCGUGGUAUUCCUGCUGCGCGGCGACCUUGACUACUUAUCCAAAUCCUUGGAAUUGCAGCACGCUUCCGCCUCGCAGCCUUGCUGCCUCUGCCUCGCCGACCGCAGCGCGGGCUUGAACUUCCUGGACUGCCGGCCAGGUGCCCGCUGGCAGUCCUCCGUUCACACCACGCCGGUCUGGCAGCGCCGCUUUGGCAGCGCCAGCCAAAACCCACUGUGGCGCGCGCCCGGCAUCACGGCGAUGUGCUACUACCCGGACGUGAUGCACAACAAGCACUUAGGCAUGGAUGCGUACUUCCUCGGCGGCGUUCUGAAAGUAAUGCUUCAGUACGCUCCCCUGCCGCAAAUCUUCGAGCAGUGCAAAGCCCACUGGAGAGAAGCCAGGGAUGGCAACCACUUCGGCCAGCUGCGGGAAACCAUGUUUCUGGGCAAGCGGGGCGAUUACCCCAAACUUAAAGGCAAAGCCGCAGAGGUUCGCUCAAUGACGCCGGCCUUGCUGGUUGCAUGGCGCCGCCUGCGAGAAGCGCACGGCCUCCGCAGCACUUACGCUGAGCAGAUCGAACUUGGCUUGCAGUGCAGCAAGGACAUCGACGUAAUUCUCGACGAAGCUCGUGGUGAGCUCUUCUUUGACGACCAAACGCACGAGCGGUAUGUCGAGCUGCACUACCACUACGCUGCCAUGCAGACAGCCCUUCAUAAGCGCCACUGGGAGCAAGGCGAACGCGUGUUCAACGUCACAAUCAAGAUGCACUACGCCAUCCACGGGGCGCUUCUGAGCAAGCACUGCAGUCCGAGGCUGUCCUGGUGCUACAGCGGGGAGGACCUCAUGCAAAAGGCAAAGGUCGUGCUAGCUGCGUGCCGCUUGUCGCUCCGACUUGCAUUUGCUUGUUUGCGUUUAUUGCUCUGCGGUCAGCCGCCCUAG